Messenger RNA from Radiomyces spectabilis, 2043 nucleotides. RefSeq lists its product as uncharacterized. The transcript has 2 exons. Gene Ontology annotation, molecular function: glycosyltransferase activity. The record is from RefSeq and is a predicted model, not a curated record. Bases 1 to 2043 code for a protein of 680 amino acids. NCBI's taxonomy places the organism in Eukaryota, Fungi, Mucoromycota, Mucoromycetes, Mucorales, Radiomycetaceae.
AUGGCGUCAGAUGAUCACUUUAGCAUCGCCGUGCCUCGCCAACCGUUCUCAUAUCCACCGGCUUUUCAACAUGCCGGCUUAUUCACUAACCCGAGAAAAUGGUCUUGGUGGCACUUGCUAACGGUUGCCAUUGCAUUGCUUGCAUUAGCAGAAGCUUUCUUUGUCCUUAUUGCGAAUGCCCGUCUUCAAGCUAAACUAUCGCCGAUCCGCGUGGAUUUGCGGGAAUAUCCGAGCAUUCAAUAUCAUCCGCUGGACACCAAAAAGCCGCUGAAUUUACCAAAAAAUACUCGUGUCUACCAUGUGGCUAAAGAAUUCGGACCUGCCAGUAUGGGUGGCAUGGGAAUGAUUCUCACUGCCAUCACUACCGCCCAGCAACAGACAGGCCUAGUUCAGGUCUCGGUGGUGCUUCCCUAUUACUCCUUUUUGAAAAGUGAUCAUAUCGAAUUCGUCGUCAACCUCGCCGUAGAUGUCCGUGAAGGAUGGUCACAGCGACCCGUUUCUGUUCCGUUCCAAGUCUCUCGUCUCGAGUUUUUAGUCGACAACGUACCAAUACCGGUGUACUUGAUUGGGCCCGCGCAACGUCAUUCACCCUUUGAUCUGGCAUUUCAGGCCUCAGAUGCACUACAAAUAUAUUACUCACCCAAGGGACUACCACAAGAAUGGAAAGAUCUAUAUUUCGUCAAAGCAGCCGCUGCUUUUCUUCUGCAUCAGGCUUCUGCUAAAUCCGGCGAGACAGAUUCAGGCGUUGAUCUGGUUCAUCUCCAUGGUGCUACCAAUGCCUACAUAGCCUAUUGGCUUACCCAUCGCUCCAAUCCACGCCACACUCGUUCACCGGCCAUUGUAUAUACUCUGCACGACUAUCUGGAUGAAUUGGAAUACAGCAAUACGAUCCCCAAUGUACACAAAUUCUUGGACAACACCAAUGAUACCAAUUUACAGCGUUACAUGCAUCAAGGGCGCUUAUUCAUGUCCAGUUUGGCUAUUGAUCAAGCGAAUGUGGCGACAUUUGUAAGCCGCGCGAUGGCACAAGACUUGGUGGAGGACAAACUCGAUUUCCAUUACAAAGACUUGGUCAUGGAUAGCAUUUUACGAAAAACGGAACAAGGUCGCUUUUUUGGUGUGACCAAUGGUGUCGAUCCGGGUUUGCUGAAUCCCUUUAUCAACUCUCAGCUCACCCUCUAUAAUUUCCAAUAUCCUGCGUUUGCACGACGGUUACUGGAUCAACAUGUGUUCCAACAACAUCCUGACGCUUUGUCUUCCGAAUCAGAUAUACCAAUCAGUUGGUCUUUGUCUUCCAACGCGGAAGAUUUGGUUUCAACAGCCAAAAAGCGAGCCAAAGAGUGGUUGAUUGGCAAGGACAUGUUGAAAGAACAGGAUCUCGAUCGACCCGUGGUAUUAUACGUUGGCCGGUUUCAGUAUAACAAAGGACUGGAGAUCUUUGACGAAGCUUGCCAAUAUUUCGCGCGUUUUAACAUGAUGUUUGUGAUCAUCGGCCAACCUAACAAUUAUCCCUUGCAGUGGGUUAAAGCAUUGGAAGAUCGGUACCCUAAGCAUGUCAAGGUCAUGUCGACGCUUGAAGAGCAACUGGAAUGGCUGGUCUAUUACCGUGCAGCCGCCGACUUUGUCUUUGUGCCAAGCUUGACGGAAAGUUUCGGUCUCGUCGCCGUCGAAGGCUUACUGUUUGGCGCGCCUGUCAUCAGUACAGGCGUAGGUGGUUUAGGUGAAUUCCUCAUCGAUCGUCCAUCCCAGCGCUCUGCUGAUCUCGUUACUGUCCAACCAACUGCUUCAGGUGCUACUGUCGUCGGUCACGCAAAAUACAAUGCGUAUAUAUUUCAACCCUCCACCCUCGAAGCAAGUAUUGCUGACGCUCACCAAGACUAUCAACGGUAUCGUGGUGAUUGCUAUCUUCACGAAGAAUCUAUUCUGCGCAUGAUGUUAAAUGCCUUUUCCCUUGGCUGGUCCCGAUCAGGUCAACAAGGCCCGGUGUAUGACUAUUUGCGUCUGUACGAGCUGGCAAUAUCGGAUCAUGCUUCGAAAACAUAA